AACUUCCUCAAGGACCGGGGCCGCCACCAGGAAGCUAUCCAUCACUACAAUACUGCUCUCAGACGUGCAUGCCUGUGUGUGUGUGUGUGUGUGUGUCGGCAUCACACGUGUUGACAACCCUGGGGAACGACGGACUCCACUCACCUCCGACCUUCAUCUCUCCCCGACCGCUCUCCGUCCCAUCACAUCCAACCGUCUCUUUCAGUCUCCUCCCUCCGUCUUCUCAGCCUCCCACAACCGUCUUCUAUGACCCCCCCUCUCCCCCCCUUAUGUAGCUACGUGUGCAGCUAGCAGGGACGUGCUCAUGUCAUUCCUGAGCCAGAUCUCCAGUGUGAACACAAGCUCCAGGCUAGCCGGCAGCACGCGAUACAAAGACGUCGCUGCUAAUCCCUCUACUGUGGAUGAGCCAACAACCCUGUUCUGCUUUCAUCAGGGUCCAAAACACACACACACACCCUACUCCCGGAGCCCAGCCCACAGCAGACCCACUCCCCCAAUAGAAACCCUGUCCUUCGUCCUCGACGGUUUUGUCAGCUGGAUAGGAAGGUUGUACCCGCGUCACGCUAGCGCCAUGAACAACCUGGGCACCCUGACUGGAAACCCCCUGGAGGCCGAGCGCUACUACAGGAGAGCGCUGGAAACCAACCCUCAACACAACCGAGCCCUGUUCAACCUGGGAAACCUGCUCAAGUCCCAGGGGAAACAGGAAGAGGCGGAGUCUCACCUGAGGGAUUCCAUUCGCUUCGGCAUGCAGUUUGCCGACGCCUACUCCAGCCUAGCGUCUCUCUAUGCAGAGCAGAAGCGCUUUGCAGAGGCCAACAAAGUUUACUUGCAGGGCAUUGAGAACUGCCCGGAGAGUUCUGACCUGCAUAACAAUUUUGGAGUUUUCCUGGUAGAUACGGGAGAGGGGGAGAGAGCGGCGGCCCACUACCAGCGCGCCGUGCGACUCAAACCGGCGCAUUACGUCGCCAUGGUGAACUUGGGUCGCCUGCUCCGCUCAUCCAACGACAACAAGGAGGCGGAGCUGUGGUAUAAGAGGGCCCUGCAGGUGACCAGGAAGGUGGAUAUCCUGACGCCACUAGGGGCGCUCUACUACAACACUGGCCGCUACGAGGAAGCCCUGCAGGUGUAUCGCGAGGCUGCCACUCUGCAGCCAGACAGCACCGACAUCUGGCUGGCUCUGGCCCAGGUGCUAGCCAUGGCAGGCCGCCCUAAAGAGGCAGAGAAGAUGACCCUCGGGAUCAUCUCAAAGCAGGGGGGCUGCAUCGAGUGCUACCGCCUCCUCUCUGCCAUCUACAGCAGACGCGGAAACUACACACAGGCGCUAGAUGCUCUGGAUCAGGCCCUGCAGCAGCAGCCCAGCGAUCUGUCCGUGAGGGCGGAGCUCCACUUUUCCAUGGGCAACCAGCUGCGAGAGAUGAACCUGCUGGACAGGGCCUUUGAGAGCUACAGGCUUGCUGUGGAACUCAAACCGGACCAGUCCCAGGCCUGGAUGAACAUGGGGGGCAUUCAACAUAUCAAGGGGGACUAUGCUGGAGCCAGGAUGUACUACCAGAGGGCUUUGACCCUGACUCCCAGCUCCAAGCUCCUGAAGGAGAACCUGGCCAAGCUCGACCGCCUGGAGAGAAGGCUGACAGGGGGGGCCUAGGUGACACAGGCCCACUCAGACUGCACCGUCCUGGGCCAUCGAUCAAGGUUCUGCAGACCCUGGAUGACAAUCAGCCGCUAUCAAGCUGCUGGCCAGACUAAGACGUUGGAUCUGAAUCUGUGUAAACCGACAUGGACGAAGACAUGGAGUUGAUUGUGGUUUGGCUGCAGGGUGGGGAAGAAGACUGGGUGUGUG
Hypomesus transpacificus is the source of this 1843-nucleotide messenger RNA. It is a transcript of the gene tmtc1, whose product is annotated as transmembrane O-mannosyltransferase targeting cadherins 1. The record is from RefSeq and is a predicted model, not a curated record. The coding region runs from base 305 to 1648 and encodes 447 amino acids. The transcript is spliced from 11 exons. Gene Ontology annotation, biological process: protein O-linked glycosylation via mannose; RNA processing. Lineage: Eukaryota; Metazoa; Chordata; Actinopteri; Osmeriformes; Osmeridae. Gene Ontology annotation, molecular function: mannosyltransferase activity; protein binding.